This is a messenger RNA of Ilyonectria robusta, 2460 nucleotides long. RefSeq names its product inner membrane protein import complex subunit Tim54-domain-containing protein. The transcript is spliced from 2 exons. The coding region runs from base 1 to 2460 and encodes 819 amino acids. The record is from RefSeq and is a predicted model, not a curated record. NCBI's taxonomy places the organism in Eukaryota, Fungi, Ascomycota, Sordariomycetes, Hypocreales, Nectriaceae.
AUGCCCUGGGGCGAACUUUGGGCUCCAGCAGCUCCUUUUCAUCAGGCGUCGAACCCACCACCACCCCAGCAUCAACACCAGCUAACUGCAACGCAACAGCGCUGGCUCGCCAGGGAUGGAACACGCCUUCAGGGAGCUCCCAGCGACACUCGCCGUGUCAGGGGCUUCCUGGUCCAAUCCCCGCCCCCGGAGCCGGAGCCUCAGGUCAACCUGCGGCCUGCGGCACCGCCCACUUCAGUUUUAGUAGGCCCAUUAUACCCGUUCACGCCAGAGCUGGCGCCGGAAAAGCACACAUUCCCCCGAGACACACGAUUUAAGCCCAUGGAGAUGCCAGGCUUGGCUAUACUACAUUGCAGUCCUCGUCUCGUCUCCAUUCGAAAUCAACCUGAAUCACGCUGGGCGGUGGCAGUGAAGGGGGCAGUGACGCCAACAGAAACCGGACAGUACAUGGGAAACGGGAGACGAGAGACGGGAUGCACACACGCGUCCAUGUCGAGUCAAGCUGAACCUCUCAUAAACCGAGUCGAGUUGGGUCAUCCAUGCCGCCAUGCCGCCACGCCGCCACGCCUUCGUCGCUCCCGUGUUGCAUCCGCAGCCCGUGCUUCCCACAUGGCGAGCCAUGGGUUACCAAGUACAUACCCCCUUUCACACGGCCGAGUGCUCUUUGUGCCCGUCCAAGCGUUGGUUGAUGUGACUCUGCUUUUGUCUAGAUUAGUUAGGCAAUCCCGGAAAGUCAGUCCGGGAGCAAUGAUGCCAUCUCCAUCUACAGAAGUGCAACACACAACGUGUUAUAACGCCCAACUCCGCCGCCUACGACAAAUCUCAAACGUAUGGUCCAUUGUCUCUUCCAAGGCAGUAUCACAUGCGACCUGCAACAUGCCGCAUGCUGUGCAUCCAACAUGCGGCACGGAAAUCUUGUUGCCAGCCAACAACCGGGGUCUCGUCAUAUUCCAGAAGCCUUGUAGAAGCCCCAGUAUACAUGACAAUGUAGCGACAUUCGCCAGUGCCAAUUUUCAAGCACUUUUUAAUUACUUGCUCAAUCUCAUCCGUCCUUCACCCCGGAUCUCCUCCAACAUGGCCGAGUCCAACCCCCCCGCCCAGCCCGCCGGCACCGGCACCGGCGCAACAUACAAGGCGCCUACUCCUCCUUCGAAACCGAACCCCGUCUUCAAGAUGAUGGGCCUGCCAAACCUCCCCCGGAAACUGCCUUCACGCAACUGGAUGAUCUUCUGGACUAUCACCGGCACCAUCACCGCCGCUAUCGUCUACGACAAGCGGGAGAAGAGACGGGCCACGGCCAAGUGGCGGCAUAUCGUCGCUCCCCUCGCCACGGAGCCCAUCGGCGCCGCCAACCAGCUCCCUCGCAAGUUAACCAUCUACCUCGCGGCCCCUCCCGGCGAUGGCCUGCGAGUCACCCAGGAUCAUUUCCUCGAGUACGCCAAGCCUGUCCUGGCUGCGUCCGGCCUCGACUGGGAGUUCGUUCAGGGAAGACAGCAGGGCGAUGUAAGGGCCGCAGUGGCCGAGAAGAUUCGUCGGUCGAGGAGGGGGCAUGAACGGCCAGGCGAGGACGCGCUGAAGACGGAUGACAACAUGGUCGAAGAAUUGAGAAAGAGGAUGGGCGUGCCAGAAUACGAGGGCGUCAAUGGCGACGUCGUUUUCGGACUGCACGCAUGGAAAGAAUAUGUGCGAGGACUACAUGAGGGAUGGCUUGGACCCCUUGACGCUCCCUCUCUCCCAGAACCUGAGACGAAAACUGCUCCCGCGGAUGUCCCUCCCCCUCUAGAUACCCCUCCUGCAGCUGAACAGGCUGAGGGCGGCAAGCCCGAGGAGAAGAAGAAGGAGGAGAAAAAGGAAGAGAAGAAAACUGAGCGGCCUCCUCAACCGCUGCCGUACAACUCCCCGGACGACUACUCCCUGGCCAACCUCCCCGCCCAAAUCCCCGCCGAGUUCAACCCCUCCAACCCCAUCGUCUUUCCCCACCGCCUCGGUUUCCGCCACACCUUUGUCCGCCUCGGCCGUUUCUUCACCCGCCGCAAGCUGGCCGACGAGAUCGGCCGCGAAGUUGCGGCCGUGUGCUUCGCCGCCUCCGCCCGGGAGUGGCGCGAGGCCGACGGCAUGCACGAGCAGCAGCUCGUCCUGGCCCAGGAGGAGCAGGACUGGCCCAAGUCAGUGUGGAAGGACGAGCCUGUUGAGGCCGCCGACGAGAACGCUCCGGCCCCCCCACCCAAGGAGAAGAUCUGGACAUCGCCUCUCGUCGUCGACGCCCGCCUCAUGCAGCGCAUGCGCCGCUUUGAGAUCAGCCCCGAGCUCGAGGCCCGCGCAGCCGCCUUCGUUGUCCCCGAGGCCGAGGUUGAGGGCUGGCUCAAGGGCGGCCUGCGCAGUCUCUGGCGCUGGGGCGUUGACUCGUGGAACAGCAAGCCCUAUCGCCCCAACGUAGGCGACAUCAACAGUGACGAGUAA